Molecule: messenger RNA, 5128 nt
Organism: Bombus terrestris (buff-tailed bumblebee)
Lineage: Eukaryota; Metazoa; Arthropoda; Insecta; Hymenoptera; Apidae
Product: mucin-19
Exons: 6
Coding region: 182-4822 (1546 amino acids)
Source: RefSeq, a predicted model, not a curated record
UUCAAUUCAAAUCCUCAUGCUUCUUGAUCUCUUCGCAAGAUCGAGUGUAAGUAAGCCGAAGAAGAAGAAAAACAGGGAAGAGGUACUACAUAUUUGGAGGGAAUCAGCGAAUGAAUUUACUAGAACUACCGCUAAAUAGAAGCUCUCAGUCGCAGCGAAGGCCUCGAAGUAAACUGGAGCCAUGCGACCGAUCCUUGUCAUCCUGAUUUUCUUCUCGGGAUCAGUACUUUCAAGAUACUAUGAAAAAAAACGCUUUGACCGCUCCAUCUACGAUGACUUUGAAAUACCGAAUGUUGGCAAGCACUUAAUAAAGAAGCAAUGGACAUUUACUGAUUAUGAAACGCAUUUUAGUGCAUAUAAGGAUAGAGAAGAAAACAAUUGCUAUAUAGAGAAAUUAGAAGACAAUAUCGCUGCAGAAGGACUUUCAGAAAAUGGAAUUGAACAGAAGCAAACAUCAAAAGUUCUUUAUGCUCCAAACGAAUUUUUGACAAAAUUAGAGGCAUGGCAAAUUGCUGGAGCUAGAAUAGUUGAUUUCUGUAAUGGUCACAAAAUUAUUUUACUACAAAAAACUAUUCCAAUAUUCGAACAAACGAUAGAUCCUUUUUUUAAUAUACUUCCUAUGGAUGAAAAUGAUAUCGUAACAAGAAGAGUAGCUGAUAUACUUCUAACACCACUGAUAAGUCGAGCUAAGAGACAAGUCGCGCUUGAAGAAAGGCAUAAAAACUUUAAACAAAAUCGUUUGCGUCGUCAAGUACAACCAUCUCCAGGAAAAUUUCGAGGACAGACACAAUCUCAAUACUUAAGUAUCGGUAAUAAUGAACAGAAAGAAGGCAAGGCCGAGGCUGAAGCUACUCAACAAUCUUCCCGCGCAGUUGUUACUGGAAGCAAUGGUAUGGGGCAAGCACAAAGUAUGUCAUUGGGUAGUAGUGGAUGUGAAGAUUGUUCAAAAUAUACUGGUGAAAAUGUUCCAGAUAGAUAUGUUCAAAUUCCAGCAAUCAAACAACCAGGAGAUAAUACUGUUGGACAAUCUGGUAUGAUCACUCCUGGAAUGGGUGCAACUUAUCCUAGUAAAAUACCUGCUAGUACAGUUCGAGAUCAUAUGCCUUACCUUAGUGGUGGUGCAAUGUAUCCUGGACGUAUACUUGACACUGCAACUGGUAGUGAUGCAUCAUACCCAACAAGAGUAGGUGGCACAAUUUAUUCCGGAAAUAUACCUUCUACUACAAUUGAUGGUAGAGUAGUCCAUUCUGGAAGUGUACCUGGAGGAACUGUACCUGGUACAACAACUGCUGGUGGUGUAGCUUAUCCUGGAGGAGUUCCUGGCACUAUAACAGGUGAUGAUGCAGUUCACCCUGGUGGUUUACCUGGUACUGUAAUAAGUAGGCGUAUACCUUACUCUGAAGGUCCACCUCGUACUACCACUGGUGGUGGUAUAGCUUACUCUGGAGGUAUACCUACUACUACAACUGGUGGUGGUAUUGCUUACCCUGGAAAUAUACCUACUACUACAACUGGUGGUGGUGUUGCUUACCCUGGAAAUAUACCUACUACUACAACUGGUGGUGGUACAGUUUACCCUGGAGGUGUACCUAGUACUACAAUUACUGGUAGUACAGUUUACCCUGGAGGUGUACCCAGUACUAUAACUGGUGGUGAUGUUGCUUACCCUGGAGAUGUACCUAGUACUACAAUUACUGGUACAGUUUACCCCGGAGGUGUAUCUAGUGAUGGUGCAGCUUAUCCUGGAAGCAUGCCUGGUACAACAAUUGGUGGUGGUGUAACUUAUCCAGGGAGCAUACCUAGUACAACAACUGGUGGUGGUAUAGCUUAUUCUGGAAGCAUUCCUGGUAUAACAACUGGUGGUGGUGUAACUUAUCCUAGAGGAGUGCCUGGUACUAUAACAGGUGCUGAUGCAGUUCACCCUGAAGGUGUACCUGGUGCAACAACUGGUCUAAGUAUAACUUAUCCUGGAGGAGUGCCUGGUACUGUAACAGGCGGUGAUGUAGUUCAUCCUAAAAGUGCACCUGGUACAACAACUGGUCGUGGUGUAACUUAUCCUGGAGGAGUGCCUGGUACCGUAACAGGCGGUGGUGUAGUUAAUCCUAAAAGUGCACCUGGUACAACAACUGGUCAUGGUGUAGCUUAUCCUGGAGGAGUGCCUAGAACUUUAACAGGUGGUAGUACAGUUUACCCUGGAGGUGUGUCUGGUAUUACAACUGGUGGUCAUGUUGCUUAUCCUGGAGGUGUGGCUGCUACUACAAUUGGUGGUAAUGUAGCUUACCCUGGAGGUGUACCUAGUACUACAACUGGUGGUGGUGUAACUUAUCCUGGAGGUGUACUUGGUACUACUACUGGUGAUGGUGCAGUUUAUCCCGGAGGUCUGCCUGGUACUGCAACUGCUGGUGGCAUAACAUACCCUGGAAUAAUUUCUGGUACAACAACUGGUAGUGGCAUAGCUUAUCCUGGAGGUGUACCUGGUACUACGACUAGUGAUGAUGUUACUUACCCUGGAGUACCUGGUACUGUAACUAGUGGUAGUGUACCUUACCCAAGUGGUGUUUAUACUAGUGGUACUGUACCAGAUACCAGAGAUACUCUCCAUGGCCAAAUUAUAACAGACUCAAAAGCAAUUGGAGAUGCUAAUGUGUAUCCUGGUGGACAGUCCCCUAGACAAUUUUUUGGAACAUCAGGUACACCAAGGACUUUUCCUGGUCGUCCUACUGAUGUUACAGGUGUUUAUGGCGGUGGUAUUUCACCACCAGUAAGUCAAUUAGGAGAAACUGUACAUUAUCCAGGAAACGUGAUACCAGGUAAAAAGAUUAAUGGAGGCAUUAUACCAAAAAUAUCUGUCACAGCUCCAAGUGGUGAUAUUACCUAUUCUACAGGUACUGCACCAGGAACAAGUAAUCUUGAUGGUACAAGAGAUUCUUUUCAAGGAAAAUACUCGGAAAAUCGUGCAAUAAUACCGCCGAGUUAUCCAUUGCAAGGACAAUAUCCUGGCAGUUCAAGAUGGCAAGAUAAAGGAGCUUUAACUUCAAGUCUUGUAGGGCAUGGACAAUACCCAAUUGAACAAUACCCAGGUGAAGGACAAGGUAUCAAACAAUAUCCUGGUAGUAUACAGUAUCCAUCCAAUAUAAGAUCCAUAACAAAUACUGGAGAGAUUCCUCAAUAUUAUCAACAACCUAGUAAUCUUUUACCUGUAGAAAGUGAUAACUCUAAUUCUCAAGCAUCUAGUUCUGUGAAACAAACAGAUUCAGGUACUCAAGCAAGCGCAUCAGCUCAAGGCAAGUUUCAACAAGGUACAGCUCAAUCUCAAGUAACAGGUACUUAUAGUGGUACUGGAUCAUUCUCAGCUCAAGCUGGUAGUACUGACAUAAAUAAAAGUGCACAAGCUGAAAUUAAUGGUGGUAAAGAAGGUGCAGUAAGCAAUGCUCAAGGAGUUGGUGGUUAUGGAAAGAGUCAAACACAAGUUCAAUUAAAUUCAGAAUUAGGUGCUACAACAACAGGUGCACAAAGCAGUGGCUGGAAUCAUGGUACAAAUUCCCAAGUACAAGCAAGCUCCAAAGGUGGAAUGGCAGAUGCUCAAGCAAAUGGUGAAGGAAGUACUUCAAGUCAAGCUCAAAUUGGUUUUCAACCAUAUCUUAAAACAGAUGAAAAAAUUGAAAGAUAUUCGAAACCAUUCCGCGGAGGUGGGACAGCAUCCGCUCAAAGUGGAGCAUAUACAGGUCAAUCUCAAUCUCAACUUGAAGGAUCUUUCCAAUAUGGAAUUACUUACACUGGUGCUGCACAAGCAGGAUCGGGCUCUGGUGCAGCAACUUCCAGAAAGCCAUUCAACUUCAAUCUUACGGAUAGUGAGCUAUUUAAACCAUUCAAACCAUCUUAUGGACCACAAAUUGUACAGAAGAAUAGUAGUGAAAGGAUAAAUACAGCCUCAGAUAAUGAAUAUAAUCAAGACAAACUUCAGUCAGGUUUACAAACUAGUUCUAGUUUCCAAAGAAGAACUUUUACUAAGCCAGAUGACAAUUCGCGAAAUAUUACUAGUAAAACAGAUCAAUCUGUUGAAAAGUCCCAACUGGAUGAUUCAGUAUAUGAUUAUGAAGAAGAAUAUAAUGGCGAAGAUUAUGACAUGUCAUCAUUUCAAACUUCAAUGAAUCCGAAGAUUUCAAAAAGCUAUGCUGCAGAACAAAAUAAUAGUAAUUAUCAAUUACAAACAUUACAUAUUGCAGCUGGAAAUCAGUAUGACGUUCAUGUGAAACAAGAUACUAAUGCACCACAAGUUGGUGAUGUCCUCCAACCUGGACAAUCAUUACAAUCAAGGUACACUAUACCACCUGGCUUUCGUGGUAGAGUAACAUCUGUAGCUGGUGAUAAAAUUAUUACUCAUGGCGAUGGGAAAUCUCAAUCUCAAACAGUUUCUCUGAUUCCAAAAGAACCAAAUAUAACUUACGAAAAUAAAUCACCUAUUUCAGAAAUCAGAUCUCUUAAAACUAAUCAUGAAAGAUUAAUAGAAAGUUAUGCUGCAUCUAAAGAAAAGCAAAAAAAUACUUUUCCACAAAUCCAAUAUCAAACUUCAACAGAAUAUCCGAAAUUCAAUUCUAAUGUACCAAUGAAACCAAGUUAUUAUACAAUAACAAACAGCAUUGCUGGUAAACUAGAUGGUAGAAAUUCACCAAGGAAAUAUGAACAUCGUUAUUACACGAAAAGUUCAACUUGUGGAUAUUUUACAUUCUCUUGCAAUAUUGUAUAUGGUUCUAAUGGUAGAACAAAAAUUUGCAAACCAAAAAUGCCGACAUAUCCCGAUGGCACUCCCAUGAAAUGUUAGAUAGUGAUUAUAAGGUUUAAAAACUCUCUUGUAUUGUUUAAAAAAACUUAGUUUUUAUUCAUAGAUUAUUUUAUACUUUACUAAUAUUAGAGAUAUUUUUUUAUUACAAUUUAGAUUAUUCUUCUUGUUUAUCCUUGCAUUAAUAUUUAUGAUCAUUCAUAUAUCUUAUGAAUGUAAUAAUAUUUCUAUUAUUUCUUUCACAUAUACACACUACAUAUCAUUUUUAUUGAGGUACUUGUACUGAGUGUACAUUAUAAAUUUAAUGCUGCAUCAAAUUUUAGUAUCUAACCUUUUUUAUCAAUAAAA